AAGAAGGAGAGAGUCCGACGCAGAAGCAAGUCGCGGACAUCACCGUCGAGAGAGAGAGAGAGAGAUCGAAGCUAGCGAACGCUCGGAAGCGAAGAAGCGAAGGCUAUGGCGAGAUACGACAGGGCCAUCACCGUGUUCUCGCCGGACGGCCACCUCUUCCAGGUGGAGUACGCGCUGGAGGCCGUCCGCAAGGGCAACGCCGCCGUCGGGGUCCGCGGCACCGACACCAUCGUCCUUGGCGUCGAGAAGAAGUCCACCGCCAAGCUCCAGGAUUCGAGAUCGGUGAGGAAAAUUGUUAACUUGGAUCAGCACAUUGCAUUGGCCUGUGCUGGCCUUAAAGCAGAUGCUCGUGUUUUAAUAAACAGGGCAAGAAUUGAAUGCCAGAGUCACAGGCUUACAGUUGAAGAUCCAGUGACUGUCGAGUAUAUUACGCGUUACAUUGCUGGUCUUCAGCAAAAGUAUACACAAAGCGGAGGUGUGAGACCAUUUGGUCUUUCAACUUUGAUUAUCGGUUUUGAUCCCUACACUGGUGCACCAUCACUGUAUCAGACAGAUCCAUCUGGAACAUUUUCAGCGUGGAAAGCUAAUGCCACUGGCAGAAAUUCGAAUUCCAUAAGGGAAUUCCUGGAGAAAAACUACAAAGAAACUUCAGGGCAGGAAACUGUGAAACUUGCUAUUCGUGCAUUACUUGAGGUUGUUGAGAGUGGGGGGAAGAACAUAGAGAUUGCUGUGAUGACAAGAGAGCAUGGUCUGAGACAGCUCGAAGAAGCUGAAAUUGAUGCCAUUGUUGCUGAAAUCGAGGCUGAGAAAGCAGAUGCGGAGGCUGCAAAGAAGGCCCCUCCUAAGGAAACUUGAUUGCCUGCCAUUUCUUCCCGGCCCAGGACAUUCCAAUAGCCUUUUUUUCCUCUCUUUUACUCAUCUUCUGUCGCUAGAUGCAAACUGAGGAUAUGCUUUCGUAGCUUUCAAUGUCCCGAACAUGCCCUGCUUCUGAUUUAUAAUUGUGUUAAGGACUUGUGUUCAUGUGUGGGGGGGAAGCCGGUUUUCACUGAUCCCUGAAAAUGUUAGUUGUUAUCCGCAUGAUGCCAUGAAAUUCUAUUGGAGAAACAGCGUUACCUUC
Syzygium oleosum is the source of this 1117-nucleotide messenger RNA. Its product is annotated as proteasome subunit alpha type-7. Gene Ontology annotation, cellular component: proteasome core complex, alpha-subunit complex; nucleus; proteasome core complex. Gene Ontology annotation, biological process: ubiquitin-dependent protein catabolic process. The record is from RefSeq and is a predicted model, not a curated record. The transcript has 3 exons. Bases 106 to 855 code for a protein of 249 amino acids. NCBI's taxonomy places the organism in Eukaryota, Viridiplantae, Streptophyta, Magnoliopsida, Myrtales, Myrtaceae.